Rhincodon typus (whale shark) is the source of this 2001-nucleotide messenger RNA. RefSeq names its product nuclear cap binding subunit 3 (gene ncbp3). Gene Ontology annotation, cellular component: nucleus; cytosol. Bases 1 to 1827 code for a protein of 608 amino acids. Lineage: Eukaryota; Metazoa; Chordata; Chondrichthyes; Orectolobiformes; Rhincodontidae. Gene Ontology annotation, molecular function: mRNA binding; RNA 7-methylguanosine cap binding. The record is from RefSeq and is a predicted model, not a curated record. The transcript has 14 exons.
AUGCGAAAAAGAACUGAACAGAAGGCUCUAAGCCAGCUCGACAUGAGGGUGCUUCACGUCAGCAAGGAAAUUUUGCUUUGUGACACAAGCCGGCGAUAUGAGAACAAGGCUGGCACAUUCAUUACAGGCAUUGAUGUUACCUCAAAGGAAGCAGUGGAGAGGAAGGAACAGCGAGCAAGGAGAUUCCAUUUCCGGGCUGAGGUGAACCUCACUCAGCGCAAGGUGGUGUUGGACAAGGAAAUCUUGAAGGAAGCCAUUCCCAAGGUUCGCCUGGAGGCCCUUCAUGUGACUGGGGUUGAUGAGAUGAGCACUGAAGAGAUCUUUGCCUAUUUUAAGGAAUAUCCUCCAUCCAGCAUUGAAUGGAUUGAUGAUUCCUCCUGUAACGUAGUAUGGCUGGAUGACGUCACAGCUGCACGCGCCAUGAUAAAUCUGAGUGUUGGUUUAGAUGCAAAUACCAGUGCCCAGUCUCAGGCUGCAGUCAGAGGCAAACUCAACUCUAUAAAGCAAGAUAGCGCUAGUGAGCAGGAGACGGCUGAGAGGGCUGACAAUGAAGAGGAGGAAGAAGAGGGCGAGUUGGAGAAGGAGCCUAGAGACUCUGAGGAGGUGGAAUGCAAGGCCACCACGACAGACAGUGAGUUGGACACACUGUCACAGGCUGAACAAGCUUCGAUCCUUCGAAAUGAUUUGCGGCAGGCAAUAAGGGCCCCCCAGGGAAACAAACUGCAACUCCGAUUUGCCACAAAAGAUGAUCGGAAGGAAUUGGGAGCAGCGAGACGGAGUCAGUAUUACAUGAAAUAUGGGAAUCCAAAUUACGGUGGGAUGAAGGGGAUCCUAUCGAAUUCCUGGAAGCGACGGUAUCAUGCCCGGCGGAUUCAGAGAGACAUUUUGAAGAGGAAAUCCUUCCUGCCUGAUGAUGUGGGACUGACAACACGUUAUAAACACCAUCACUCUGGUCUGGGGAAUGUUCCUGAGGAACCAAUUCAGGAGGAGGAUGAAGAGGAGGAUGAUACAGAGCAGGAGAUGGAGGCAGAUGACCGUGUGGUGGUGGAAUAUCGCAACGAGAGUCACACUGGUGGACACUUCAGUCCCCGGGGCUCGGAUUCUGAUGAGAUGGACUAUGAUCUGGAGCUGAAGAUGAUCUCAAUGCCAUCACCCAAGAAGAGUCUCAAGAUGACAAUGUAUGCAGAUGAAGUGGAGGCUCGGCUGAAGACUAUUCGGAACUCGAUAAAGCCAGAGGCAAGCAUGACGAUUGUAUCGAGCAAUCUGAGGAACCGCAUUGGAGCCAGGCUGUCGACAGAGAAGGUGUCAGAUGUGCGGUUGCUGCUGGAGGAGAAACGGCAGCUCGCAGAGAGGCAGCAACCAGCUGGAGGUGGUGGCAGCAGCACCUCAGUCACUGGCACUGGUAUCAGGCAGCGACUGGGGAAGAGGCCACACUCCCCACAACCUAGCAGCAUCUCUGUCACCCGCAGGGAGCCGCACACAGAUGUUCACAGCAGGCUGGGCUUCCCCAAGCACGAUAGCAGGAGCUACACACCUGAUAAGAGCAAGAAGAGCGGGAGCUUAUGGAACCGCCUUGGCAAACCCCCAGGGAAGAGUGAGAAGAUCGUGGAGAAAGAGGCAGAGAAAGAGCCAGCCGCAGAGAAAGAGGAGGAAGAAGUGGUGGUGAAAGAAGAAAAGGAUGAGGAUGACGACACUGAGCUCCAACGUGCAUGGGGUGCUCUGAUCAGAGAAAAGGAGCGAUCACACAAGAAGAGUCGAUUAGACAACCUCCCCUCGCUGCAGAUUGAAAUUAGUCGGGAGAGCUCCACCUCAGACAGUGAAUCUUGACCUCUCAAAGCCCUGGCCAUGAACUCUGACCCACCGCAGAGAGAAAUGGCUGCUCACUGGGCACACAUACACAGUUGGCCAGGUCCUGAGCUGAAAACAGACACUUGUAUUUGGAACAAACUCACCCUGAAAUGUUACGUUUACCUUCCAAGCUGAAUUAAAUUUAACCUUGAA